AUGGUCCCUGUACCCUGUACCUGGGAUGUUGGAUUGUUUCAAGUGUGGGAAUUGGUCCCUGCAUGUAUCUGGGAUGUUGGAUUGUUUCAGGUGUGGGAAUUGGUCCCUGCAUGUAUCUGGGAUGUUGGAUUGUUUCAGGUGUGGGAAUUGGUCCCUGCAUGUAUCUGGGAUGUUGGAUUGUUUCAAGUGUGGGAAUUGGUCCCUGCAUGUAUCUGGGAUGUUGGAUUGUUUCAGGUGUGGGAAUUGGUCCCUGCAUGUAUCUGGGAUGUUGGAUUGUUUCAGGUGUGGGGAUUGGUCCCUGCAUGUAUCUGGAAUGUUGGAUUGUUUCAGGUGUGGGAAUUGGUCCCUGCAUGUAUCUGGAAUGUUGGAUUGUUUCAGGUGUGGGGAUUGGUCCCUGUAUGUAUCUGGGAUGUUGGAUUGUUUCAAGUGUGGGAAUUGGUCCCUGCAUGUAUCUGGGAUGUUGGAUUGUUUCAGGUGUGGGGAUUGGUCCCUGCAUGUAUCUGGGAUGUUGGAUUGUUUCAAGUGUGGGGAUUGGUCCCUGUAUGUAUCUGGGAUAUUGGAUUGUUUCAGGUGUGGGAAUUGGUCCCUGCAUGUAUCUGGAAUGUUGGAUUGUUUCAGGUGUGGGGAUUGGUCCCUGCAUGUACCUGGAAUGUUGGAUUGUUUCAGGUGUGGGGAUUGGUCCCUGCAUGUACCUGGGAUGUCGAAUUUUGUCAGGCAUGGGGAUUGGUUCCUGCAUGUACCUGGGAUGUCCAAUUUUGUCAGGCAUGGGGAUUGGUUCCUGUAUUCGACAUUAUUGGUCCUAGUGAUGUGGUACAUGUGGACAUUAUUGGUCCUAGUGAUGUGGUACAUGUAGACAUUAUUGGUCCUAGUGAUGUGGUACAUGUAGACAUUAUUGGUCCUAGUGAUGUGGUACAUGUGGACAUUAUUGGUCCUGGUGAUGUGGAACAUGUGGACAUUAUUGGUCCUAGUGAUGUGGAACAUGUGGACAUUAUUGGUCCCAGUGAUGUGGAACAUGUGGACAUUAUUGGUCCCAGUGAAUAUGGUACACAUGGACAUUAUUGGUCCUAG
Messenger RNA from Saccoglossus kowalevskii, 1068 nucleotides. RefSeq lists its product as uncharacterized. NCBI's taxonomy places the organism in Eukaryota, Metazoa, Hemichordata, Enteropneusta, Harrimaniidae. The record is from RefSeq and is a predicted model, not a curated record.